Molecule: messenger RNA, 1125 nt
Organism: Glarea lozoyensis ATCC 20868
Lineage: Eukaryota; Fungi; Ascomycota; Leotiomycetes; Helotiales; Helotiaceae
Exons: 2
Coding region: 1-1125 (374 amino acids)
Source: RefSeq, a predicted model, not a curated record
AUGGCUCCUGAUCUCAAUUCCGUCCCACCAUCCCCUCGACCACCUGCCGCAUCCCCUCGAAACAGCUCCAGACCAGCGUCUCAGCAAAUGCCUCCACCCAGUCUCCCUCCCACCUCUCCUUCUCUGAACAUCCUGCCAUCAAAUCAGAGUACCGUUGCACAUCAUACUAUUUCGCCACCAUUGGCUUCCCCUGGAAUGGCUUCUACCACAACAACAGGCACACAGGUUAUUGGGGAUAGCACUGGGGUAGGAACGGGCCCUGGACCAUUGAGACAUCCUAGACCUUUGACCGCUGCAGAUUUGCAUUUACAGUUGGAGAAGGAACAGGAAGCCGUGGUCAAUCGAUUAACCCGCGAACUCUCUUUGCUUCGAGCAGCUCAGAAUGCCUCUGUCGUUUCAAAUGCAUCUUCUACCUCUACUGGUCUUCCAGACAGCACAGAUAACCACUCAAACCACCUCCUUUCUGGACCAAGCCACCCAGCACCCUCUCAAAGACGCCAUCACCGAACUUCAUCCUCCACCAGCACACGUAGCAUUACAUCAGGCACUGCUGGUAUCGCUGGUUUAGUACCGUCCUCAACCGCAGACCGAACUCGGGGAAAUAUACCACGCCACGAUUCGAUCCCUCAAUCACAAUCUCUGAGUCGUCAAAACUCAAUGCAAGGGCGGAGCGGAGCAAGCAGCCCAGCACUCCUGAGUUCUAGCUAUCAGCACCCAGAACACUUCCCAUACUUCUAUUCACAACGACCGGCUCUACCUCAACACCGCGAGCCAUCAUCAGGGCACAUCACAGGGUUGCAUGGUGGAGAUGGUCAUCGUUCAGACUCUGUCACAAGUGUGCAGACUUCUGGACGCUAUGAAGAGACGGCAUACCACCGUCACGAACUCGAGGCUGUGAAACGCGAGAACGAGACCCUCAAGCGACGAAUCAGGGAACUGGAACGCACAAUCCGGGUAAGGCGCCAGAGUGACGCGAGUAGGACCAGAAGCGAGAGUGUGUCUACGAGCGCAAGUGUGAUGGAGAAUAUCUCUGGUGUGGGAAGGGGAAGGGAAAGAGAGAAGGAAGGUGAGGAAGAUGGUGUGAGGGUCGGUGAGAGUGCUAGGAGUGCUGGGGUUUUAAGGUAG